GCAUCAUCGAGGACUUUCUUUGAGGCGCAGAGCUAGAGAGAAACUGAGAAAGAAAUUUGCAGAGAAAUGGCGUCAAAUGCAGCGGUGCCCUUUUGGAGAGCGGCGGGGAUGACAUACAUCACAUACUCAAACAUUUGCGCUAAUCUGGUCAGGAACUGUCUCAAGGAGCCUUUGAAGACCGAAGUUCUUAGCCGCGAGAAGGUUCACUUUUCCAUUUCCAAGUGGGCGGACGGCAAGCCCCAAAAGCCCAUUAUUCGGUCGGACACACCCGAAGCGUGAAGGUGAUGGGCGGUCAAUGUUUUGAAGUUGCUUCUGUUAUCAUAUGAACACUGGUGAUAGGCUUGAGUCAUUUUCUGGAAUCAAAGCGUUUAUGGAAAUGGAUUGAUGAAUCUUCUGGAAUUUCCAUGAACUUGCGAAUGUGUAAUAAAUUUGUUGCUACUGAUCAACUAUAAAGCUUUGUGCUUGAUUUUUUCUAU
Cucurbita maxima (winter squash) is the source of this 476-nucleotide messenger RNA. RefSeq names its product ATP synthase subunit epsilon, mitochondrial. Gene Ontology annotation, biological process: proton motive force-driven mitochondrial ATP synthesis. Gene Ontology annotation, cellular component: mitochondrial inner membrane. Lineage: Eukaryota; Viridiplantae; Streptophyta; Magnoliopsida; Cucurbitales; Cucurbitaceae. The record is from RefSeq and is a predicted model, not a curated record. Gene Ontology annotation, molecular function: proton-transporting ATP synthase activity, rotational mechanism. The transcript is spliced from 2 exons. Bases 67 to 279 code for a protein of 70 amino acids.